Molecule: messenger RNA, 249 nt
Organism: Paramecium sonneborni
Lineage: Eukaryota; Ciliophora; Oligohymenophorea; Peniculida; Parameciidae
Source: the annotation of a GenBank genome assembly
CCUAUAGAUUGUAAAAUAAUUAGAAGAUGCACAAAUUAUAAUAAUUUAAUAUAAAUGUUCUAAUUAAUGAUAGGACACGUAACAAUUUUAUAAUAAAGCAAUGUGUAUGUGAUCCCUAUCAUAUCAUUAUGCUGAUUUUCCAUCUGAAUAAUGUAAAUUCAAUCAUACUAAUUGUUGUUUUUUUUAUAGAGUUGGAUCUAACAUUGGAGCUUUGCUUAGUACAGAGGAGAUAAGUGUACUUCAAAUGAA